Molecule: messenger RNA, 5711 nt
Organism: Macrobrachium nipponense
Lineage: Eukaryota; Metazoa; Arthropoda; Malacostraca; Decapoda; Palaemonidae
Source: RefSeq, a predicted model, not a curated record
CACCACUUCCCAAGCAGUCUCCGUGUUGUUCGCGUCAGAGACGGACCCGCGUCUCUUAGAGGCCAUUCACUUACUCCUGGACCAGACCUCCUCAGCUACCCAUCGAAGGCUCCGCGAAGCCUUUCCGUUUACUUUUCGCCUAUCCCGAGAUAAUGCACUAAAGGACUAUAUUAAUUAAGUGCUGUUGUUGUUUAAGGAAAAGGAGAAAAACAUUUAUCAGUGUCUGCGGAACAGGCAUCAUGAAGAUAUCAAUAAGGAUGAACUUGCUUGUGCUGAUGGCAUUAGCUGUCAUCAGCACACACGCACAGAGCGACCGACGUCGCUUCCUGUUUGGGUCCCGCGGCCGACUGAGCCCCUCCAACCGUUUGACAACCGAGGGAGGUGUUGCCACGACCACUCCCCUUCCUGAGGAAAAGGCAGCAACAGCACGUGGCAAAGUUCGCCUUCCCCCGCGAAGGCCUAGUCUGCGGUUUGGAGUCCGUCCACAGCACGAAGACAACGAAGAAAAGGCAACCGUGACAGAGGAAACGGUACCUGUAACCACCCCUACACCUGUACAGGAGAAAAAGCCUGAGCCUGAAGUCCUAACCAAACCAAUCCCUGGGGAAGAAUUUGUAGCAUUCCGGGCAUCCCCCCAAAGAUCUGAGGAGUCUGUAAUAACUGUUGAAGAUGGAGAACUCAUUCAUGUAGGAUUAGAAAAUGGCCAGGGUAGCACUGAUUUGGUGAACAUGACUGAGCUAAAUGCAGCUUCUGUAGAUGACCCUCUUUCUGACUUGGAUAUUGCUUCUCUUGGUGACAUUUUGAUCACUCCUGAUGAAGUUUUACCACUUGAAGUUGGGGAACCAGUUACUGAGGAUGUACUACUUGAGUAUUUAGAUCUGACUGAUGGAGAUGUAACUACCCAGCUACCUGAGGAAUUUGAAGUGCCAGUUAUGACUCCAUCGCCUUUCAAGAAUGCCACUGCUUUGGAGCCUGAACUAGAAACCUUGAUAUCAGUAGUAACAAGCCUUCCCAUGCAAGAAGUAGAAGGGGAAAGUAUGCACGUUAAGCAUCACAUGGAAUUUGAACACAGUCAUAUUGGACCUGAAAAUGAGACUGCUGCAGUAGAGCAAAUUGCUCAUUCUGAACUGUCACCAGAAUUACGUUACCUUGAAACGGAACCUGUUGCAGAGCAAUCUACUGAAUCCUUUUUAGAAGCAGAUUAUUUUGCUGAUGAUGCACUAGUAAGUGACCUAUCUUUAAAUGCCACUGAAGAACACCUGAACACUCCGGUCUUAGAAACUGCUCCAUUCAAAGAAGUAUCACAGCACAAUGAAACUAACUUAGCAAAUAAUGAGACUCUUAUUGAAGUCUUUGCUAAUGCUACAGACUUAAUCAUUGAUUCAGAAGGACAAGGAUCAAACAUUGAGAUUUUGGGUGCUAAUGCUCCAAAAGACUCCCAGAACCCACCUGUAAAUGACUUGUAUGGCAAACAUUUUGAUGAAGGUGAUUUAGGUUUUGGUAAGGGAUUCAACACAGACGACAAACUUUUGUUCCCUUCGGAAACAGAGCAGAAAGUAAGAAGCAAGAUUGAAAUUAAGGAAGUCAAUGGUCAGCUGUACGAGUAUGAAUAUAUAUACUACUAUGAUGAUGAAUAUCCUCAAUAUGAUUAUGAAGGGGAGGAGGUCCCUGGUGAUGCAGACCCUCUUACAGUACCUGCUGAUGACACUACUAGUACAACAACCACCAGUACAACUACCACUACUACUACAACAACCACUCCUCCUCCAACUACUACAACCGAAGCCACUACUACCACACAACGUUCAUUCCGAGGUAGUUCCAGAGGUAGUAGCAGAUCUCAAAGCCACCGGCCUGUUGUCAAUGACCAAGAAAUUAAUGUUAUUGAUGAGCCAGUGAGGUCUACAUUUGGAAGGUCCAGGGGUACUGCAUCUCACUCUGCUCGUUUGUCAUCAAGGACCAGGGGUAGUUUCCGAUCCAGAGAAGAAGAAAACAUUGAGGAUAAUACUGUUCUUGGUGUAACUGUUGAAGAAGAAAAAUUACCAGUUCAGACACGUUUCCCACCUCGCAACCCAACAACCACUCCCACUCCAUUUCCUACACGUGAACGUGAGCCUCUUUUCGAGGAAACGUCACAAGUUGGGCUCAAUGAACAAGAUCAGAUUCCUUUGAUUCCAGAAGUAACUGGAGCUCAUUCUCCUCAUGGAAGGCAAUCAAGCCGAGGGGGUAGAAAGUUAAGUGUAGAAGUUACCGAACCUAGCACUACAACAGUGUCAGAUUUAUUAGCCCAAGAAGAAUUAACAACUGAAAUCAUUCCUACAUCCACAGUCUCAGAAGCUGAAAUCAGUGCUGCCAACCUUUAUGCUCUUUCUCGUGUAGCUGACCCUGGGGAGAUGGGAGAUGCCACAACACAAAUUCCACAAGCAUUUGAUUAUGACACUGAGAUUCCUGUUAAUUAUGAUGAGCUCAUCUAUGACUAUGACGAUACUGCAACAGAAAGUCCAUCAUACUUGCCGGAAGUAGGAACAGAAAUUCCAGGAUCUUUAACAGAAUCUGAGCCAGCAGCUGAACCUGAACCUGAACCAGAACCUAGCACAGAAGAGCCUACUACUUCCACUACUACUACUACCACUACUACUACUACUACCACCACUACAACCACUACAACUCCACCACCUACCACUACUGAAGCUAUUAGGUCACGUGGUAGUUUCAAUUCUAGAAAUCGUGGAGCUUCUCGAUUUGGGUCAAGGAGAGAGAAUACUAGAUUAUCUAACACAGAAGCUAGCGAAGAACCUAAUGCAGAAUCCGAAACUUCGCAUGGCAGUCGUUUUAAACCCAGUCGCUUUGGAGCAAGUAGAUUCAGAAGUAGCUCAACCACCUCUGCUUCUGAUGUUAGUGAGUCCAAUUCUGAAAAUUCUCUUGUUGGUGAAUCUGGAACAACUGAAUCAUCCCCAAGAAGGCCUGUAGGAACACGAUCCCGAUUUACCAGACCUAGUUUAGGUGCUAAACGGCCAUCAUCCCCAACAACUGAAGCUGAAUCUCCUAAAGCUGCUCGGCCAGAGACUCCCAGACCAAAACCAAAUAAUAGGGUAAACACUAGACCUGGCCUCUUCAGAAAUAGAUUUAGAAAUAAGGGAAGUACAACUGCCGAUGAAGUUAGCACUGAACCAACUGUAGAUGUUGCAGAAGAACAACCGAUCGAGGAAAAAGUCAUUGAUGAGGUAGAAGGUGAAGUUGAGAUCAGUACAGAGUCUGCUGUUUCCCCAUCACAAGCUACUGCAGCUGACACAAGAAUAAGAGGAAGGCCUAAGCCAGCAAUACAUCGCUUUGGUGCUCGUGGUCCUGUUCAUACUAGAAAACCACAACAACAGACAUCUGAAAGUGAUAAUCAGGAAGUAAAUGCUAAUCCUGCUGAUGAAGAAAAGGCUUCAGCACCAAGGGCGUCGCCACCUUCUCCUGGUAGGAGCCGUCUGACAAGACCCUUAGCUUCUCGACUAGGUAAUCGCCUCAAUCCAAGACUUCGGGGUGGUGCUGCUACAGAGAAAACAGUAGCUGAGGAAGAAACUGUUCCUGCAGAGGAAAUUCAUCCUGAUACCCCGGGCUUAGAGGAACAGAUUGUUGAAAACCCCGUAGAUCAGGAGGCUGAUGUUCCAUCACCCGAAGAAAGUUUGUCAGACAAUGAAAGCAGUAGUCCACAGCCACCUGCCCGAGGACCAGUUGGUACGCGCUUACGGUUCCGAAAUCGCACCCCAUCAAAGCCUACUCCAACACAAAAACCCACAAAAGCAGCUGCAACAUCUGCAUCACCACCACGUCGUGGAGGACUUUCUAACUUGUUUAGACGUAGGAAACCCCGUCCUGGAAGUGAGCCUGCCGAAGAUCCAUCUGCAACAGAAGGAGAAGUCCCAGCUGAAGAAAAUAUUCAAAGUGACGAUACUGCAGCGAUAGAGGAACAGCCUGCAGAAGGUGAACCCCGAAGCCGCCGCGGACGAGGCAGCAGCCGACCCAGCAGCAGCAGCACCCGUCGAGGGAGAGUCUGCCGCGCCAGCAGAGGAAGAGGCACCGGCAGCAGCAGAGGAAGAGGCAGGUCAAGACGCCGGAGGCAGGCGCAGAUUCUCCUUCUUCAACAGGCGCAAGAACAGGAACUAGAUUCUCAAAGAGUGCCAGUGUCGCCCUGAAUCUUUUGUUUACCCUGACGUCAUCUUCGUAUCAUCGCUAUCAUCCCCCAUUACCUCAUUUCCCCCCAUACCUCACUCAACCUAGUUUUCAUCGAGCAACACGAUAGAGAGGAAUCAAAGGACCGCCAUGAAAUCAUUAUAUACUUAACGAGUGAUUUGUAGUGAUUUUUUCAGAAUUCCUCAAGAAAAGAAAUCAGACUUGACUUCCGUAAUUAUUAGUGGAGAGCUAUGAAUCACACCAAUGCUCUAAGAAAAAGCAAAAAUAGUAGUCUAGUUUAUUUUUUCACCAUUUCAUAGAUCAUUCAUACCGACUGAACUCUUCUACAAAAGAACAACAAAAAGGGAUUUAAUUUUUUUGUAAUCCUUCAUCGUAACGUUUUGGGUUCCAACCCUUUACUCUCUCGCUGUAAUGAAAAGGAAACACAUCUUAAUAAACAGCAAAAAAUGUAUGUGACGCUUCACCGGUCCCCCUCGGGAAAUGGCGUGAUGUAUUAGGGGCACUGAACUUGUGAUAUAGACACUUAUACGUCAUUUCCUCCUUUUUUUAUUCAUGAUACCUGUAGAUAGCAGUUCUAUUAUGACCUUAUUUAAUGAAUCGUGCGUUGUACAUAUGUUGUAUCUGUUUCUUUUUCAGUGAUUCCUUCCCGUGUUCAUUAAAAAUUUAAUGAAGCUUUUUUAGUGUUAAGACGACACUUUUUUCUGUAGGAAUAAGCAUAUAUAUAUAUAUAUAUAUAUAUAUAUAUAUAUAAAUAUAUAUAUAUAUAUAUAUAUACAUAUGUAUCGUGUGUAUGCAUGUGCAUGACAGUGCGCUUAUAUAUAUAUAUAUAUAUAUAUAUAUAUAUAUAUAUAUAUAUAUAUAUAUAUAUAUAUAUAUAUAUAUAUAUAAUGGCACAAUUCGGAAGGUAAAGUAUAUCAAAAUAUAACUCAAAAAGUUUUAUCUUCGAGUUUUGGUAAAAAUUCAAUACCCAGUUAAGUGUUUCUUUUCGAGGGAAGCAUGUUGCCAAACAAGUGUAAAGUGAGUUAUGUAUGUUAAGUGACUGAAAUGUUCUCAUUUUUUAUGUUGCAUGUUCGAGCACAAAAAGCAUAUAAACCAGUACAGUAGGAAAUUAAGGUUGUUAUCUUAAAAAUGUCUCGUAUAUAUUCCCGUUCACGUUUGGGAAGAGGCAAGGGAAUAUCUACCUUAUUGCCAGGAUCCAGGCUAUUGCCUACAUGGUUGUCUCGUUUAUCGUUGUAACUCGAGUAAAUAUUACUUUUCAUAACUUUCUUUUCUUUGUAUUUGUAAAAUUUAUCGUUAUUCAUCAGAGACCUGCUGAAUAUAACCAAAAAAAAAAAAAUCUUAGGAGCCAUUUUUAUUGGCUGGUUGUAAGAAAAAAUGAUCGUUUUUCUGUUGAAGUAAGUAUUACUUCUCUCUUUGUAAUCAUGACAAGUUUUCCUUACUGUUGUGCCCUGUGUCGAAUUAUCUAUGGGCUGUGCCAAUAAUCACAUAUCUGUACAGUGCCUUGUAAAUAAGUGUUUACUCUCGUGCUUUUA